AUGAAGGGGAAACGCCAGGAGAAAACCCUGGGAGACAGAGAAGGACUGGUUAGUUUAGGGAAGGGUGAGAACUCCGAUGUAAGGAGUAUGCAGGAUCUCCUCAUUCAGACUGAUACUAGCUGUGGGUCUGUUGUAUAUGACUUUUCUUGUGUUGAGAAGAUAUCAUCAUAUGUUAUAAACUGUACCAUAAAUCUGGUGACUGAUGAAGAAGGAGAAACAAAUGUGACUAUUCAAUUCUGGGAUUCUGAAGGUAGGCAAGAAAGACUCAUUAAAGAAAUCAAGAAUGUGAAAGUCAAAGUACUCAGACAAAAAGACAGUCUUCUCCAGGCACCAAUGCAUAUUGAUAGAAAUAUCCUAAUGCUUAUUUUACUACUAAUACUGUUGAAUAAAUGCACAUUUAGUUGCAAUAUUGAAUUACAGGUGUUUCAAACAGCAUUGAAGAGACCUUUGCCAGUAAUUCUUGGGGCAGUUACAAGUUUUUUUUUUAUGCUAUUUUGUGGAUUUCUUUUGUCUCAGAUUGUGGCAUUGCCUGAGGCACAAGCUUUUGGAUUUGUAAUGACCUGCACGUGCCCAGAGGGUGGGAGCUGUCUCUUUUCUCUGCUUCUAGACGGAAAUUUCACAUUGGCCAUUUUGAUGACUUGCACAUUAACAUUAUUGCCGAUCACGAUGCCUGUCAUUUACACAUACAGUAAGAUAUUAGGGUUGUCAGGUACAUUUCAUAUUCCUGUUUCUAAAAUUGUGUCAACACUCCUUUUCAUACUAUCAGUAUCUGUUGAAAUAGUCAUCAAGCGUAGAAUACCUGAAAGAGCAAACUUCUUAGAGAGAAUAAUUAGACCUCUGAGUUUUAUUUUAAUGUUCAUAGGGAUUUAUUUGACUUUCAGAGUGGGAUUAAUGUUUCUAAAAACAGACAAACUAGAGGUGCUUUUGUUGGGUCUCUUAGUUCCUGCUUCACAUUUCUCAUUUGGGCACUUUUUUGCUAAAGUUUGUAUGCUGUGUCUUCUUGUUUAUAAAACUGUUGCUAUUGAAAGUUGGUUGUUAAAUAGUUUCUUAGUCCUGGCCAUUAUUCAGCUGUCUUUUCAGUCCAAGGCAAACUUAGCCUCUGUGGCUCCUUUUACAGGAGCCAUGUGUUCUGGAUGUGAAAUGUUACUGUUCCUUUUGGUCUACAAGGCUAAGAAAAGCUGUACCCUUAUCUUAGAAGAUAAGAGAAAAAGAAAUUGCCUAGCUUAA
Gorilla gorilla gorilla (western lowland gorilla) is the source of this 1227-nucleotide messenger RNA. It is a transcript of the gene SLC10A5, whose product is annotated as solute carrier family 10 member 5. Gene Ontology annotation, biological process: bile acid and bile salt transport. Gene Ontology annotation, cellular component: membrane. NCBI's taxonomy places the organism in Eukaryota, Metazoa, Chordata, Mammalia, Primates, Hominidae. Gene Ontology annotation, molecular function: bile acid:sodium symporter activity. The record is from RefSeq and is a predicted model, not a curated record.